AUGGAAAUUGGUAAAAAUAUAAAAGUGAGAGACCACCCAAGUCCGAAUAAUGUUACGCUUAUGGGAAAUAAAACGGUAUUCGUAUUAGAAGAUUAUUAUAAAACGACUAAAAAAAAUGAUUAUGUCGGACAGGCAAACAUAAACGAUCCAACGGUUGUUAAAAAAAAACAUUUAAAUUGCAUUUGUAAAUUAUCUACGUGUAAAUGUUCGACAAUUGACGACCCGGAAAAAUGGUUCGUGAAAACGUAUUUGAAUAAAAAUAGUAAAAUACAUUCGGGAAAAUACUACAUAAGUAAUAGGACGUUUCAUUCGCCAAAAAUAAAUACGUUAGAUUAUUCGGACAUGAUAAAUCGAAAUUUAGGAGGUGUACGGAAAAAUUGGGGUAACGCAUUCGAUUAUAGAUUUGAAGAAAACUACAAAAUGACUAAAAACCGUUACCGUUUUUUACCGAUGAGUAAUUAUAAUAAAAAAAAAAUUAUCAAUUUUGAAAAAAAUAUAAAUUUUAAAUGUGAAUGUUUAAAAUGUAGAUUUCAACCUGAUAAAACGAAACGUGAUUUGAUAUUAUUUUGCUCACAAUGUGGUCCUAUAAAAUCUAAUUCGCCCAACGAAUAUAAUAAUUUUACUAAAAUUUUACAUAAAAAAAAUAAUAAAUUAAAAAUAAUAACAAAUUUUUUACAAAUAACUUAA
This is a messenger RNA of Pediculus humanus corporis (human body louse), 687 nucleotides long. RefSeq lists its product as uncharacterized. Lineage: Eukaryota; Metazoa; Arthropoda; Insecta; Psocodea; Pediculidae. The transcript has a single exon. The record is from RefSeq and is a predicted model, not a curated record. Bases 1 to 687 code for a protein of 228 amino acids.